Molecule: messenger RNA, 1390 nt
Organism: Ipomoea nil (Japanese morning glory)
Lineage: Eukaryota; Viridiplantae; Streptophyta; Magnoliopsida; Solanales; Convolvulaceae
Exons: 3
Coding region: 1-999 (332 amino acids)
Source: RefSeq, a predicted model, not a curated record
AUGAACAAUUCUCAUAUAAGGGAUUCCAUGAAAUCGGGGAAUUUAGAAGAGAAGCCUUUAUUGGUCAAAACUGAGAAACAUGAAACUCCACAAACUUCUUCUUCAAAGGGGAAAGGAGUUUUGGUUUUAGAAAAACCAAAACUUUCUACUAUCAUUCCUGGAAAUACUCCUUCUGGGAAUGAGACAGCAUUUCAGACAUUUUGUCUUCUCCAAGAAUUUCUAUCCCAAGUUACUAACAGUCAUCAAGGGAUUUCCACUUCCUGGGAAUUUGAAUUCUCUUACAACCCUUUCAAAACUUGUUCAAGGCAGUUUGAGAAUUGCCCAGAAAACAAGGAAGGGCAGUGUUACUGUAAAUUGGAUUCUGCAAUUAGAAAGGCAAAUAUUCUCAUUCCUUCAUUCAAGCCCUUCAAGUUCAGAGACUACCCAGUAACCAUUAAGACUUUAAUCCAAUAUGGAUUAAUUGAAUCUAUUUUCUUCCCACCAUCAAUCCCUGAUUUCUCAGAACAUUUCCCAGAAUUUUUAGCUGAGACAUUAGAACAACUAGUCCUUGAAACCCAAAGAAACACCCAAUUAAAAUUUGUGUCUCUUUACCCAGAUUUUGAACAAAACAUUCCUUCAUUCCAUCUGAUAGAUGCCUCCUUCAAAGGCAUAGAUGAUGAAUAUACAGACUUCCCAGUCCAAAACAUUGGACCAAACACUAUUAAAAUUGAAGAACCAUUACAGACGCAAUUGGAUCUGGCUCGAGCUAAGAUCAUUGCCAAUGAGUUUGGAUGGACAGGAAACAAAUUUGCUACUAAAAAACUCCUGAGAGAGGAUAGAUUUGCAAAAAUUUAUUGCGAUUCCACCAUUGCAUCGCGAUGCUUUUAUCCUUUCAAUGUUGAACAUUCAAGACCCCGGCUGGUAAAUUUAUACCGCAAACAAUUACAAAGGCGAGCUAGCUCGGCAUUUGGAUCAAGACCGUCUUCUUUCGAAUCAUCCAAAAGAAGGAGAUGUGAGUGAAAGAAAGAAGAUAAGAUUUGCUAAAUUUUGAUAAUGGGAAGUCCACAUCAACCGUAACUUUUGACAUUUGGGCACUGAAGGAGACUAGGGUGAUGAAGUGAUAACUACUCUUGAAAAAUAAGACUAAGGAAGGGGCAUGUCCCUUUCAACUUUAUUAUAUACGGAGUAUGUAUGUAUGUAUGUAUAUAUAUGUAAUGUAUGUGUGUAUGGAUGGAUGUAUGUUUGUGUGUUUGUUUUGGAGAAUGUAUGUGUGUGUUAAGGAAUAGAUCUUUUAAAAAUAAGGCUAAGAAAGGAGGCAUGUUCCUUUCAAUAUGUUCUUGUGCAUGUGUCUGAAUGUGUGUUUUAAGAAAUAAACUUCUGUAUUUAUUUGUAUAUUGGAAUCAUUUUUACA